Molecule: messenger RNA, 1455 nt
Organism: Aspergillus chevalieri
Lineage: Eukaryota; Fungi; Ascomycota; Eurotiomycetes; Eurotiales; Aspergillaceae
Gene: aclA
Product: putative ATP citrate lyase subunit (Acl)
Exons: 2
Coding region: 1-1455 (484 amino acids)
Biological process (GO): tricarboxylic acid cycle; succinyl-CoA metabolic process
Cellular component (GO): succinate-CoA ligase complex
Molecular function (GO): succinate-CoA ligase (ADP-forming) activity
Source: RefSeq, a predicted model, not a curated record
AUGUCUGCUAAGUCCAUUCUCGAGGCCGACGGAAAGGCCAUCCUCAACUACCACCUCACUCGUGCUCCCGUCAUCAAGCCGACUCCGCUCCCUCCCUCCACCACCCACAACCCUCCUUCCAGACUCGCCUCCAUCUAUUUCCCCGACGACCUUGCUGUGAAGGAUGUCCUUGACCAGGCUGAGGUCACCUAUCCUUGGCUCCUCACUCCCGGCUCCAAGUUUGUCGCCAAACCCGAUCAAUUGAUCAAGCGCCGUGGCAAGAGCGGUCUCCUUGGUCUCAACAAGACCUGGGCUGAGGCUAGGGAAUGGAUUGAGGCUCGUGCCGCAAAGGAAGUCCAGGUUGAGACUGUCACUGGUGUCCUUCGUCAGUUCCUCGUCGAGCCCUUCGUUCCUCACCCUCAAGAGACCGAAUACUACAUCAACAUCCACUCCGUUCGUGAGGGCGACUGGAUCCUCUUCACCCACGAGGGUGGUGUCGACGUUGGUGAUGUCGACGCUAAGGCUGAGAAGCUGCUCAUCCCCGUCAACCUCAAGAAUUACCCCUCCAACGAGGAGAUCGCCAAGGCCCUCUUGAACAAGGUCCCUGAGGGUGUCCACAACGUCCUCGUCGACUUCAUCUCCCGUCUCUACGCCGUCUACGUGGACUGCCAGUUCACCUACCUCGAGAUCAACCCCUUGGUCGUCAUCCCCAACGCUGAGGGUACCUCCGCCGAAGUGCACUUCCUUGACUUGGCCGCCAAGCUGGACCAGACGGCCGAGUUCGAGUGCGGUACCAAGUGGGCCAUUGCCCGCAGCCCUGCCAACCUGGGCCUGGCUUCCGUUACCCAAGGCGACAAGGUCAACAUCGACGCUGGUCCUCCCUUGGACUUCCCCGCUCCUUUUGGUCGUGAGAUGAGCAAGGAGGAGAAGUUCAUCUCCGACAUGGACGCCAAGACCGGUGCCUCGCUCAAACUCACUGUCCUCAACCCCAACGGUCGUGUCUGGACUCUCGUUGCAGGUGGUGGUGCUUCCGUCGUCUACGCGGACGCCAUUGCCUCCGCUGGUUUCGUCAGUGAGCUCGCCAACUACGGUGAGUACUCGGGUGCUCCUACCGAGACUCAGACCUUCAACUACGCCCGUACCGUCUUCGACCUCUUGCUGCGGGCUCCCACUCACCCCGACGGCAAGGUCCUGUUCAUCGGUGGUGGUAUUGCCAACUUCACCAACGUCGCUUCCACCUUCAAGGGUGUCAUCCGCGCUCUGCGGGAGGUCGCCACUACCUUCAACGAGCACAAGGUCCAGAUCUGGGUCCGCCGUGCUGGUCCCAACUACCAGGAGGGUCUGAAGAACAUCAAGGCUGUUGGUGAGGAGCUUGGCCUUGACAUGCACGUUUACGGUCCCGAGAUGCACGUCAGUGGUAUUGUGCCAUUGGCUCUCUGUGGGAAGAAGACGGAUGUCAAGGAGUUCGGUGCUUAA